AUGUUACGCGUGACGCGCGGCAUUGUGAUGCGUCGCGGUUGCACUGGUAGGGGUUUGGUGUUGGUUGCUUGUGAAAAGAUGGUACUUUUGGAGGAAACAGUUGCAUCAAAUGAUUAUUAUGAUUACGCAUCACCACUGUCAUCAUCAUCAUCAUCAUCGUCGUCAUCGUCAUCAUCGUCAUCAUCAUGCUCAUCGUCAGAGUGUGAUGGCGAUGAUCUUUCACCUCGUUCAUUGUUAACACUGGCAAUUCAACGGCGUCGAAUUAUUUACAACAGUAAGGAACGUGAUUUAAGACGAGAAUUGCUGCAUACAAGUUUCAUUCAAUCGCUGUGCAAAUAUCUUGGUGAACGUCGUGCUAGACGGCAUCAGCAGCGAUGUGCCGCCAAACGUCAUCGUAGGAGGAACAGUCGGGAGAAUCGGAAACGUGAGUACUCGUCGUCGUCCUGCGGGUCGGAGUCUGAUUUUCGAGUUAAAUCCCACCCAGGGAUCAUCAUGGAUGAUUUCCCGGGACAUUUGGAUUUGUCUCCUAGUGAGUCAGAAAGAGGAGGUGGAGGUGAAAACAGUGAAACAAGUCAGUUUGAUGGUUAUAACGACAGUUUAUACAGUUUAUUGCAACAAGAUAACUGUGUUCAGUUGCCUUUGUCGAAUGUUAUGGAGGCUGACAAUAUAUUGAUUGAGCCACUACCACCACCGCCGCCACCGGUUUGUUUCAAGAAAUCGCGCUAUACCCAAUCAGAUGCAGAUCCGUUUGGCUUAGAUGCAUUGUUCGAUGAACUAUACGGCAAAACGAUGGUUGCGUCAGGAUAUAAAGGUAAUGAUCAGGAAACAAGAAGUGUUGCGCAUGAAACAGCUAUUGCAGCUGUUGGAGGAAACGAUGUAACGCCAGCAGUACAAAAGCCAGUUUCAAUAGUAGGGGAAGCCAAUGAUGUUUAUGUGGGGUGGUUAUAUGGUGUGAAAGAGAAACAGAAUGGACAUGAACCGCUUUUCUUCAGUAGUUACGGGAUGGUUAUGUAUGGACACACCGGUGAAAUGAUUAUGUGUGGAAGCACCGGUAGGUGUUGUUGUCCGGCCUUUGGUGGUGCUCACAAUCAAUUGAGUUAA
Messenger RNA from Acanthocheilonema viteae, 1101 nucleotides. The record is from the annotation of a GenBank genome assembly. Lineage: Eukaryota; Metazoa; Nematoda; Chromadorea; Rhabditida; Onchocercidae.